AUGGAUCCAGCGAGCGCGAUCGGCCGCACAAUAGACAGUACCGAUCGGGAGGAGCGGCAGAAGGGAGCGAAUGCGCCCGCCAAAUCCCAAGUGCCACGAACGCGAGUGCUUUAUGAUGCUGGACCAUGCGAGGCUUGCAGGCCCAAAAGCACAAACCGCGGCCUUCAUAUUGAACGCCACGAGUUGGGUCGCCUCCCACCGUGCGCGCCAACGCGGGCCGGGCACCGCCUCGCCGCCGGCUUCGGCGACGUGGUACUCUGCGUCGGGCGCACCGACGUGGACGCGCCCGCGCGCGACAUGCUGGUGGUCUCCCGCAACGCGAACCUCCGGGGGCUCGUGGACGUGGAGGAACGGUGCAGCUACGCUCCCCACCCGGAGCGGCCCGACGAGUGGACGCUGUUCCGGCAAGAGACGAGCAUCCGGUGCGCGCCGCUGGCAGCCGUGGCGGCCAGGGUGGCCGAGCUUGUGGAGCGGCGCUGCGCGGAGAGGUUCGCACAGAAUGCGGCCAAUGGGCGGGAGGUCGUGGAGAGGAUCUGCGAUGACCUCGCAGAGCAGAACUCGGUUCGCAGACCGAGGUAGAAAGCGGAACGUUGAUCAAGCGCGGUUCUUGCGAAUGCUGAUGUUUGUCAGUGUUUCGUGUGUGCAGAGUAGGUGAUAAUUGUAAUUACUCCACGUGAAUAAGAAGUGAAAAUUCCCAAUCUUCCCUGUUCAAAUCAUUUGCUCGAACGUGUAAGUUGACAGCGUUCUUGUAUGCCGACUUUGCUGAAGAGCGCGUACUGUGCAGCACAUCUAGCUCGAUACCCGGUGGCAUGUAUCUAGCACGAAAUUCUGUUCAAAUUUCUGAAGUUGGAAAGGCUGUCUGACAGGCUGAGUGUAUUUUGGAUCAACCUACAAAUCGUCUAAAAAAAGAUCAUGUACACAUCGAGCACACUGUAUGCCAGAAAGCAGCACCAGUUCGGUUAAAAAAACAGAAAGCAGCACCAACAGUUCGUGAUUCCAAGUGUCCCGGAUAGCUAUCUGCUAUCUGCCCCAACCAUCUAAGUGUCUGACUGAUCUGCUUCCGGUGGCAUGUACAACUUGGCGAUGUGUCGUUGGGCUAACGAUCCAAAUAUUAUCUCGCCGGAUAUGGCCUUCUUGGCUCUCAGGCUCCCGAGCUGAGGAUUGUUCGUCGACAAAGACAACCUACAAAAAAGUACGCUAUCUUGCUACUAUCUGGCUAGCUGCCCGACUGUCAGAUCACUUGAGCGGUGCUCGAGCUUAUCCUUUCGAGCAAUGGACCG
Phragmites australis (common reed) is the source of this 1280-nucleotide messenger RNA. RefSeq lists its product as uncharacterized. The record is from RefSeq and is a predicted model, not a curated record. Gene Ontology annotation, cellular component: mitochondrial intermembrane space. Gene Ontology annotation, biological process: phospholipid transport. Gene Ontology annotation, molecular function: phosphatidic acid transfer activity. The coding region runs from base 1 to 579 and encodes 192 amino acids. The transcript has 2 exons. NCBI's taxonomy places the organism in Eukaryota, Viridiplantae, Streptophyta, Magnoliopsida, Poales, Poaceae.